This is a messenger RNA of Diutina rugosa, 717 nucleotides long. RefSeq lists its product as uncharacterized. NCBI's taxonomy places the organism in Eukaryota, Fungi, Ascomycota, Pichiomycetes, Serinales, Debaryomycetaceae. Gene Ontology annotation, cellular component: mitochondrion. Bases 1 to 717 code for a protein of 238 amino acids. The transcript has a single exon. Gene Ontology annotation, molecular function: iron ion binding; iron-sulfur cluster binding. Gene Ontology annotation, biological process: iron-sulfur cluster assembly. The record is from RefSeq and is a predicted model, not a curated record.
AUGUUUGCUCGCACCGGUGUUGCCAGCAUGCGAAGGGUGUUAGCGGCCAAGCCCGCUUUCACUAGCUGGAGAUCGUUAUUCAUCCAGACGUUGGAAACCCCCAACGAGAAUGCCCUCAAGUUUCUCCCCUCGACCAAGAUCCUCGGCGACGGCCAGACCAAGGAGUUUCUCAGCGGCCGCGAGGCGGCGUGCCUGCCACUUGCCGUGAAGCUUUUCACCGUCGACGGCGUCCGCCUGGUGAUGUACGGGCCCGACUUUAUCACCGUGGAAAAGAAGCUGGGCGACUGGAACAUCUUGAAGCCCGAGAUCUUUGCCAUUUUGACCGAGUACUUGAAUAACGGCACUCCCAUCAUUUCUGAGGACGUCGACUUACAUGAAUUGGAGAUUAACGACGACGACGACGACGUGGUGGCGAUGAUUAAAGAGCUCAUCUUCACGCGGAUCCGCCCCGCCAUCCAAGACGACGGGGGCGAUAUCGAGUUUGUGGAGUUCAAAGAGGAUACCGGUACCGUCUACCUCCGGUUAAAGGGGGCCUGUCGCUCGUGUGACUCGCUGAGCGUCACCCUUAAGAACGGCAUCGAGCUGAUGCUUAAACACUAUAUUGAAGAGGUGGAGCUGGUGGAACCGAUUGAAGAGGAAGUGGAAGAAGAAGAGCCUGAGCCCCAGUUCGAAGCGGCCCAGCUUAACCCGGUGGCCCGUGGUCCCCCCGCAUUAUAA